CGCGUACUCGCAACAACGCGAAACAGUGCCGUACCGCCUUAUCCGCCCGUAACAUGCAGCCCGUUGUCGCGUUGCCGUUGGCCGUGGCCGCGGCGCUCUGGUGGUGUUCCGCGGCCACCGUGUCCGCGUGGAACAUCACGAGGCUGUACGGCACGUCCGUCCCGGCUCGGCUGACCGACGUGGCCGUGUGGCGGAACCGGGCGUACGCGUGCUGGCCACGGGCGGACGCCGCGCAACCGGUGACGCUGUUGGAACUGCCGUGGCCCGAGACCAAGGAACGCCCGUGGGCGCCGGCGCGCUGGACUCCGCGCAGAUCGUUUCACGCCGACCAACAAAAAAUCGGCGACUGUCGGUUCGUCCAAUCGGCUGUCGCUGUGGACCUUGACAAGAUCAGAGGACACCUGUACGUGCUGGACGGCGGAUACGGCAACAACAGCUGUCAACCGAAAAUUGUCGUCUUCGACCUGAAGAUCAAAAAAUUCAUACGGUGGACGGAACUGAACGGGUUAAACGGUUCGGGGCUGACCGCUCUGGUGGUGGACGCUAGACCUUUCAACGGCAGGACACGAGUGUACAUCGGUGACGCGAACGGCCGCGGACACCUGACCGUAUUCGACCCGAACAGGAGCAUUUGGUACCGGGUGGCGUUGUUGCAACACGCCGUCACUACCGCAGCCGAAGACGCCGCCGAUGGCCGGUCGGACGACGACGUGGACGUACCCGCGGAACACGUGGCCGUGUCCAAGUUCAGAUCGUGCGUAUUCUUGACUUCGGCGCGGUCGCACAGUUUUUACUCUGCUUCGUUCAACGAUCUGCGGAAUCUGACCUCUUAUUAUCACGGAUACAACGCAAAGAACGGCGACACGCUUCCGAUCGGAUUGCAAGUGUGCCGCGAGGACGACAAGGUCGGCAACUCGAGCGGCCUGUACGCGGACAUCCAGGGCGGGCUGAACUACGUGUACACCAGAGAUUUCGUGGCGCUCAGGUUUGUUCCGGGUGCGGGCGUCGGCGUCGAGGAGCAUACCGUGGUUCUGCAAUCGCACGAAUCGUUGCCGGCGGUCACCAAGAUUUUCACGGACAACUUGAACUACCUGCAAGUCUGGGCGCUGAACGCCGUUCCCAACGCAGAAAACCGUCACACGGUCAAAAUCAACACGUUACAUAAACAAUCGGUAACUGCUCGUGCUUGAAUAUGUACUUCAACGCGUGUUCGACGGGAGUUCACAACCAUUGGUCUCCAGUUUCAAGUCUACAUUACGUGUGGUGAAAAAAUAUUGUACGGAUAAAUAUUAAAAAUAUAAAAAUAACAUUUUAUUUUUUCAACCAAAUUAGGUGUAUGAAAACCGUUUGUUUAUAUAUUGUUAAGAAAAUGUCGAACCGAUGUUUAGAAGUGAAAACAUGUUCUCGUGAAAGGUUCAAAACUGCCUUUAAACGUAAUUUCAGACUUUAAACACCUAUUACGUGAAUUGUUCACAGUAAUAUUUAAAAGGGAAGCCCCGAAAAAUUUUUCAAUACGUAGUGAAACUUCGAUGUAUCGAAGUCGCAAGAGACUAAAAAAAAAAAAAAAAAAUUAAACAUAUCGAAACUUCGAGUUACCGAGGGAAUUCAAAACAUGAAUAAAAUUUGAAAUAAAAAUGUUGAAUUAUUGGGAAAAACGUGUAUUUAUAAUAUGAAAUGUGUUUAUAUAUUGUAUACAUAUUAUGAAUAUUCAUCAUUUAUUCGUAUUUAGUCAUCGUAUUCAAAGUUUAUGAAUAUAAGCCCGUGUAACUUUAUCGCCGUUAUUGGUCACUAGCUAAACUAUAAUAAAAUAUCAACGUUAUUACAAGCUCUAUCACCUAUUUUGUAUUUUGUAGUCUGGGAAUUUUAUACGAGUCAUAUAUUCGAGUUAGUGAAUCAUAAUAGUCGGAUUAUGACUUCGACUUAUGGAAAAAUUUGAAAUAUGGAAAUUCGAUUUUCGAUUUCGAUUAAUACGUAAAGCCAAUACUGAAUGAUCGGGACCAAAAAAAAAAAAAAAAUUGGUACACAAAAACUUCGAGAUACCGGAGUUCGGGGUUUCACUGUAUUAUUGUGCAAAAAAGUUAAAUAAAUUUUAAAAAGUAAAAAAAAAAAUAACUUUUACGCGCAUCAUUAUAUGAGCUUUCUAUUGUGAAUAACUCUUAAAGCCUACGAUGUUCUUUCGAAAUUGUUCUUCUCUGGAAUAUACAAAAUAGGAGUUUCAAUUCAAAAAUUAUUUUAAAAGGUAAUGUUUUACUUUUUGCCAGACCAUGUUUUGCUGUAAUAUUUUAUUCAUUGUACACGUGACUCGUUCACAUUAAACGCGCAUAGUACGUAUAAAUGUUUUUAUAGCAAUAAGCAUUUCUGGUCUAAUUGAAAAUAUAGCAGCUUAUAUGCAUUUUA
Molecule: messenger RNA, 2397 nt
Organism: Sipha flava (yellow sugarcane aphid)
Lineage: Eukaryota; Metazoa; Arthropoda; Insecta; Hemiptera; Aphididae
Exons: 5
Coding region: 54-1190 (378 amino acids)
Source: RefSeq, a predicted model, not a curated record